GAACAAUUUUGAGAUUACAUCUGAACCCUGAAGUUUGUGUUAAUUACAAUUUACCCCAGAAGUGUCUUUCAUCUUUGUUUCCUCGAAGUCUCUCAAACUACUUCCACCCACUUUCCCAUCCUCAUAAAAGGACUUUACAGACUCUCUCUGUCUCUCUAUAUAGUCUAUAUCAAUUAGUUUAUCCUCCUCAUACAAAAUCAGUUAUCUUACAACCUACUCUCACAUACUGCAGUUUGUGAAGCCAUGGAAGAGAACAGAAAACAACAACUGGCCAUUUCUUCUUCCAAACCUCCAGCUUCCGAUGAAGUAGCUCCGUCUUUUGCAGGUAAUGACAAUUAUAAUGGUGACGAAACUAAGGCAAUUACUAGUCCAGAUCAGUUCAUGGAGGGCCCUCAAAGUGGGGAAAGUACUCAUGAAAACCCAACCAUACUGCGCUUAGAAGAGCUAACAAGUAUGGAUCCGACGGCGGAGGUAGGUUUUGAGAUAGCUGAUUCAGUUGGUGUUUUAAAGCUCACAAACUCUUCCAAUCCUGAAAUGGAGAGGGCUGCAGAGAAAGCUAGUAGAGGGGCUAGGCUUUUGCAGGAAGGAGCAAAAUUAGUGACUGAGAGCCAACAAAUUUUGGGGUCCGCCACUUUUCAUGGUCAGUCCGACGCUUGUUGUGAUCUUGAAACUGUGGAGUACGAUCUGGUAGAAGGAUGUUACACGCUUUGUCUGGAGAUAGGUCAAGGUGGUGGAAUCGAAGAACUUCAAGCGGGUUAUUCUGAAGCCCUUGUAAACCACGGAGUUUAUGCUAGUGUUAAGUCACAACUGGCUAGCGGGAAAGGUACUAAAAUCCAAACUUCCUCCUCCGCCCAAGCAGCAUCACAAACUCAAGGCACCAAUAAAAAUGGAGCGGCUUGAAGAGUAAAAAAAGCAAAUUAUUUUUAUGAUAUUUGUUAUAAAUUAUGCCAUGUAGCAACUUUUUUCUCUCAAUAAUAUGCUCUAACACAUUAUUUGUGUUUGACUUCAA
Messenger RNA from Ziziphus jujuba (common jujube), 1009 nucleotides. RefSeq lists its product as uncharacterized. The transcript is spliced from 3 exons. The record is from RefSeq and is a predicted model, not a curated record. Lineage: Eukaryota; Viridiplantae; Streptophyta; Magnoliopsida; Rosales; Rhamnaceae. The coding region runs from base 244 to 900 and encodes 218 amino acids.